AGAAGUCUGGGAAUGACUCACUUUGUUUCAGCUGAUGUGAUAAUGCUGCCUGGCGUGUUUAAGGACGACAGCGGAUUUUGAAGUUGGACGUCACCAAAUGUCCUCAAAACCACCUGCAGAGCAGAGAAUGAAGGCACGUGCCCCGCCUCCACCACAAGUCCCUCAACCUGCCCCACGGCACAUCUUUAGAAACACAGUACCCGAUGGAGGAGGGAUGUCCGGUGUGGAUGCCAAGGAGACUGUGCUGAGGCCCACUGUGGAUCUGCACCUUACUUUACCACAGGGAUACCAGAUCAGUCUGACUGAGGAUGGAAGUAAGGCGUUGUUGGACCUGCUGGUGGAGCUAUGUAGCCGCUACCACCUGAACCCUGCUCUGCACACCUUGGAGCUUUUUUCACCCAACGGCCACCCUCUGGGCUUUAAGCCCAACACGCUGCUGGGCUCUCUGGAAGUGGCCCGUGUCCUUAUCAAGGAGAAAGUCCUGGAAGAGAAAGUGUUGCGCAGACCAGCGCCUAAAGUGCCAGAGAAAUCUGUGCGUUUGAUGGUGAACUACCAUGGCAGCCAGAAGGCAGUAAUACGAGUAAACCCAGCAGAACCACUUCAGGCUUUGAUACCCGUCAUCUGUGACAAGUGUGAACUUGACCCUGCACAUAUUCUGCUCCUGAAGGACGUCACCAGUUGCCACGAGUUACCACUGGACAAAUCUCUGACACAACUGAGACUCAAGGAGCUCUACGUGCAUGACCAGACACUGGCUCUCCGGCCUAAAAUGGCUUCUGCACCUGCACUUAACUACUCAGACUCACUCCGCUCCAGUACUAGCAGUUUGGGCAGAGGAGAGAAAAAAGGUCUGAUGGGAAUUUUCCACUUCAGGACAUCAAAAUCCAAGGGUCCAUCAUCUGUGUUAGCGGUCCCCUGCAUUGAAUCUCAGUCCUCCGCCUUGGUCCAGUCCCAGUCAGUAAUGGACAUGUCCAGGAUGUCUCCAGGCACUGAGUCGAAGAAGAGGAGAGCUCCAGCACCGCCUGGGGCCCCAAUGCCCACCACAGCUAGCAUGAAGGACCAUCCGAUGGGCAGUGGGUCAGAAAUCCAACAGAGGAAACGGAAGGCUCCAGCUCCUCCUUCCACCCCAGGUUCCAUCACUCCGUGUCCCGACAACGCCUCUGCCUCUGCUGCUGCCAUCGUUGAAAUCCACAGUGUUGAAACAACUACUACAGCUUUCCAUAGCAAGGCAGCACAGUCCACCACGGUGCCUUCUACUGCUACGCUAACAGAACCAGCCUCCCUAGAAGCAUCAGUACAACCCCCAACUGUAACCUGCAACUCUAGCUCUCCGUCCUCAAGCAGCAUGACCAGAAUCAGCCACGUUAUCCAGGAUUCCAGCUCUGAACUCAGCCACAGCGUCAGUGACUCCGAUACCGACCUAGAUCAGGUAGGUCCUGACUGUAGAACCAGCAGCAGCAGCACAUUCAAUGAGUCAACAUCUGCACAAGCACUACCCCCAGUGAAAAGCUCCACCCCCAAGAUCAGGAUGGAGGAUUCGAUGCAGGCCAGUAACAUGGCUGCCAAAUUAGAGCAGGAUGGAUCUUCAAGGAGCAGCUCGAAGUCAGCGACCAAGUCAGCUCUCAACCUCAAACUGGAUAAAGUUGAGAACAACAGAAACAGUACAAUAGAAAUGACUGAUCAGCCGGCACCGCCGAAACCUGAUCAGGUCCCAGCUCGAGAGCCACCACUGGGUGUUGUACCAAAAACCCCUUCCUCUGCUCCCCCAUCCUACUCCUCACAGGGUCUCGCAGAUGUGGAAGAAGGAGCCUCCCAGUCCCAUCUCCACUCUACACAGACCUUUUUGUCCAGAGGCCAAACCGCGGACACUAAUACAGUUGAGGAAGAGACUCUGUCCUUGGGCAGCAGCAGUGGUAACAGCAGCAUGCCCGAUCAGGGUUACGCUGCCUCUGAAGGCAUGGCUGAAGGCGAGGACUCAGGCCUGGUCAGCUCUCCCUGUGAUACCCAACCAACAUCCCCAGAUGGGAGUUUGUCUCUGGAUGGAAGCAGUGGAGGUGUGGGAGAAGUAGGAGCACUGGGGGCAGUACGAGACAAUUGCAGUGACAGCGAUGAGGGGUGUGCCACCUGGGAAUCCAGAAGCAGACACAAUGGUAGCCCACAGGUGAAGUCAGGAAAGAUGAUGAAUAGCUACAAGGAAGACAAAGAACUCAGAGCCCAGAUCCAUAAGACUUUGGCAGAGUUUGAUGCUGACCUUGAAGGCAUCAGUCAUACAGAUACAGACUUAGCGAAGAAGACUCCUUAUACCUUGUCCACAGACAGUAAUGAGGUGCCAGUGUCAGUUGUGGACAUGGACGUGCCAGUCACAGCCAUAGAUGAAGUAUUGGAGGACUAUGAGGAAAUUAUAUCAAAAACCAGGACUGAGCUAAGAAGCAGCAAAGAUCCAGACUUCUGUCAACAGUUUAAAUCACAGUUGCACAACAAAAACAACAAUGCCUGCACGGCCACUGAGAGCAAUAAAAGGAGCAGUGAAAAUACUAAACUGAUAUCUCACACUGAGCAGCGUGAAAACUCUCAGGAGAGCAAAUCUGAGAGUGCUAAAGUGGAAGAAAAGACACAUGCUAAGAAAUUGGAGGCAAAAACCAAGACGAGUGUUACAGACACAGGCAUUGCAAAAGUGAAAAAACAAAGGGUUUUUUCAUCAGUAAAGUCUGAUGUUGACGCUGAGAAACACAGCAAGAGCUCUCAGCUGAGAACCGUGCCUGUGAAAAUCAACGCUCUCUCUGUAAAAGAACAGAAACCUGUUCUGGCACCAACCGACCAGCAGCUGAUAUCUACAGAAAGGAAUGAAGAGAUUUGCAGACAGCAUCACAACAACACCAGCACUAAUGCAUCACAAGGGAAAAUUACUUACAACUUCAAAUCCCGCUUUGGUAUGAAAACAUUCACUGUUGUUCCUCCUAAACCCUCUGUCAUGCACACUCCUUUGAAUGAACCUACCGUCAGAUUAACUCCUGGUGCCAUUAAGAUCGAUGAGCAAGGCAACAUGGUGAAAGUGAACACAUUCCGGAACAAAUUUCGGGGCUCAUCAGAGCCGGAGAUAAAUGGCCACGAGGGAUCUCCUCUUCUGGGAAAAGCUAAAGCCUUUUGGAGCUUAAAUGAAAGGCAGGAAAGUGCUGUGCCUCACAGCAGAGGCUUUACUGAUAAGGUGAAGGAGAGCGCAAGUAACCUGAGAAAUACUCAGUCUGCUGUCUCAGAACCUUCAUUAAGGAGCAAGAACACUGAAGAACUGAAAACGCCACCAAGUACAUUUCAUAAACCUGCUGCAGAAUUCCACUAUGAAGAGAUGGAUCAUUUAAAACAAGGCGUGAAUAGCCUGAGUGAAUUUACAGCAGAGGAAACCGUACAGGUGGACAACAAGAUAUCUGUGUCCAGAAACCUUCAGCCAAGUAAGAAACCUGCCCUUCCCUCUGCUGUCCUCCCAGACCAGAAAAGAGACCUCUCCUUCCUCAAACCAUCCAGGAAAACCUCAAGCCAAUAUGUGGCAUCAGCUGUGACAAAAUACACCCCAAAGAUCUCUGCUAAACCAAACACCGUCCCUGAGUCCUCUUCCUCUUUGAAAACACAGAGCUUGAACUCCCAAAAAUCUGGUCAGUCAAUACAUGUGACUCCAUACCAGUCUUCCCAGUCGUCUUUGUCAGGUCCUAAAGACUACCCAGCUGGUCCGAAGAGGUUGAUGCACUUCCCUGAGUAUAUGUUCGAUCAACAAGUCAGGGAAGACAGUGGAAGAAUUGGAUAUUAUGAUGGAUCCACCAGAGGAAGCUUUAAUAGACUGGAAAUAGAACCCAUGAAGAAUGUUCACAGUCUGUGUGGUAGGCCUACCCAGAUAAAAGUGGCCACUAGUGGCGACAGAGAUAAUAUUAAACAUAAUCAGACUGGAAUCCAGAGUCCUGCGCAAAGCACCCCUGCAGAGUCAUCUGCCAAGCUACUGUCAACACUCAAGACCCAAGACCAGAAACAUACCACCAGUAAUACAACCAGAGCAACCACCAUUCUAAAACCAGAUAAGGAGCCAGAACCUUCUGUCACCACGCCAGAUACAGUGGUGACUCUGUUUGGGCCAGUUAAAAAAUUUAAACCGGUGAUUUGUAGAUCUGUUGAGAAAGAAACGUCUUUGCAUAGCAGCCUGAUGGAGGCAAUCCAGGUUGGUGGAGGCAAGGAGAGGCUAAAGAAGAUAUCAACUUCUGACCACAGCAGCUUGAAGAAAGUAUCUUGCGUUGAGGAGGAGAAUCAGAGGUCUGCUCUGCUGGCUGCCAUUAGAGCUCCGACUAACUCUGGAAGGCUAAAGAAGAUCAAAUCUGAGGCUGCAGACGAACUGGAGAGGUGCAGGAAGGCUUCACCAGAGAAGGAGAGAAACACACACCGUGCCUCCUCUCCCCCUCACCCCCCUCUCUCCUGCACGUCUCCCCCUCCCUGUGCUCCUACUGUCUCUACCCCACCGACAUGCACGCCCAAACCUCCACUCCCUCCCCCAGUCUUGCCCCAGGAUAAGCCAAGCACCGUGGCAUAUCGAACGGCGAAUGCCCACAUGAGUCCUACCUUAGCCAGGGAGGCUAUGCUGGAGGCCAUCCGCUCUGGAUGUGCAGCCGACAGGCUGAAGAAGGUCGCAGCUCCUACAAAGACUGUCCAGGUGAAUGGCAGACUGGGGACAAUCCAAGCAACCUCCUCAAUCUACAAAUCCCAGAUUACCAGCAAAGAAUAAUUAGUGAAGCAGUUUAUAUAUAUUUUUUCCCUUUACAUUUUGCUUAUCAGCAUUUGGGAAACUGGUUUUAGUUUCAAAAAUAUCUUAGAAAUUUAGGGAAGUUUAAUGCAGUUACACAACACGAACGUAAAUCUAAAGAACAUUGACUGCUAAUCUGUGGCGUUAGUUAAAAUUCAAAAGUUUACACACAUUAUUUUUGCUUAUAUUAUCUACAUGACCUAAUUGAAGCAUGUUGUUUAAUAAGGUGAUUGUUGUCAGCAACAGUAACACCUUAAAUAAAGCUGUCAGAGGUGGAAGGUUCCACACAUGCCAGAUUUUAGUUUUCUGACAGCAUGUUUGUCUUUGUCACAAAUUUUUUUUUCAAAAUUGCCAUCUGCACUUCAACUGAGUAGUUAGAAAUGGAAUGUUAUACAAAAUGUGUGCCAAUGAAGGAAAGUACAAUAUUUCAAAAUUUGAAGUUUGAAGAUUCAUUCAGAUCAUAUUUUUUUGUUGUUGUUCUGUUCUAUUUGCUUUUACUACAGUCACGUUAUGCCUUUUACUGCUGUUCAGUGUUAUGUAUAUGAUGUUUGAUGAAAACUUGCUAUAUUUGGUGCAAUAGGUAAUAUCUGAUGGGUUUCCCAGAUGUGGACUACUUAAUAUUUAUUUAUCAGAUGAUGAUAAUUAAAAGUAUGGAUA
Molecule: messenger RNA, 5434 nt
Organism: Thalassophryne amazonica
Lineage: Eukaryota; Metazoa; Chordata; Actinopteri; Batrachoidiformes; Batrachoididae
Gene: cobl
Product: cordon-bleu WH2 repeat protein
Exons: 18
Coding region: 98-4759 (1553 amino acids)
Biological process (GO): actin filament polymerization; actin filament network formation
Cellular component (GO): dendritic growth cone; ruffle; plasma membrane
Molecular function (GO): actin monomer binding
Source: RefSeq, a predicted model, not a curated record